Betta splendens (Siamese fighting fish) is the source of this 5159-nucleotide messenger RNA. It is a transcript of the gene itcha, whose product is annotated as itchy E3 ubiquitin protein ligase a. Bases 187 to 2784 code for a protein of 865 amino acids. The transcript is spliced from 24 exons. Gene Ontology annotation, biological process: ubiquitin-dependent protein catabolic process; protein K48-linked ubiquitination; protein K29-linked ubiquitination. Gene Ontology annotation, molecular function: protein binding; ubiquitin protein ligase activity. The record is from RefSeq and is a predicted model, not a curated record. NCBI's taxonomy places the organism in Eukaryota, Metazoa, Chordata, Actinopteri, Anabantiformes, Osphronemidae.
CCUGCACCGGAAAUGGUAGGUAGUGGACCACAUAUCUGAUGAUGAAGUAGGUGAUGGCAGACCGCUAUCUGUCAACAAUUUAUCGAUAGCCUAUGGUAAAUUCGACGUGCCACGGAGAUUGUCUACGUCUGACAGGUGUUACAGGCUCUUCCAGUGCUGUGAAGAAGGCUGUGUUAUGGAUGAGCCAUGAAGGCCCAACUACAGGUCACAGUUAUUUCAGCCAAGCUGAAAGAAAACAAAAAGAACUGGUUUGGUCCAAGUCCAUAUGUUGAGGUGGUUGUUGAUGGCCAGUCAAAGAGGACGGAGAAGUGCAACAACACACACAGUCCCAAAUGGAAGCAGGCUCUCACCGUAAUUGUGACCCCAUUUAGCAAGCUGAUUUUCCGUGUUUGGAGCCAUCAGACACUGAAGGCAGACAUCUUGCUGGGGAUGGCAACAUUGGAGAUCUGCGAGACUCUUAAAGCUAAUGAACUUAAGUUGUCUGAGGUGGUGCAAACACUGCAACUUAGCUCUAACAGGGACCCACGGGAUGUUGUAGGUGACCUGUCAGUCUGUUUGGAUGGUAUGCAAGUGGAUCCAGAAACGUUUGCUGCGGCAGAAGAAGAACACGUUGCUGUCCCAAAUGGAAAUAACAGACAAAAGGGAGACACUGGCAACAGGUCAAGCAGAGACACAUCCCCCUCUAGUGACUCAGAUGAGUGGGUCAUUGUACCUAAUGGUCAUGCUGUUAAUGGUAAGCUAUCUCCUGCACGUUCACCUGGGGGUUCUGCUUCCACACGCCCUCCCAGACCUGCCCGACCUCCACCUCCAACCCCACGAAGACCUACAGCUUCACCGACCUCUUCUAGCAGUUCUUCUCCCAGUGAGCUAAGUGAAGGCCCAGCUUCUGAUGGCUCUUCUCAGGCUUCAGCCAGUGGGUGUUUGGAUCAACAGGAAGAAUCUAGUGCAGCCACAGCAAGUACACAGACAGCGGGUGGGCCUAAACCAGGGACCACUGCCUCAGUGGCUCCAUUUACGCCAGCUCCAAGAAUAACACCCGUGAACAAUGGUCCCUUGCCACCAGGGUGGGAGCAAAGGGUGGAUCAGAAUGGACGGGUGUAUUAUGUAGAUCACAUAGAAAAAAGGACAACAUGGGACAGGCCAGAGUCUCUUCCUACAGGGUGGGAACGUAGGGUGGAUCCAAUGGGUCGCGUGUACUAUGUUGACCAUAUAACUCGAACUACUACAUGGCAACGUCCUACGCAAGAGUCGGUUCGUAACUAUGAGGAGUGGCAGCACCAGCGCAGCCAGCUGCAGGGAGCCAUGCAGCAGUUUAACCAGAGGUUCAUUUAUGGGCUCCAAGACCAGUUGGCAGCAACAGCAAAUAAAGAGUUUGACCCACUAGGACCUCUGCCACAUGGUUGGGAGAAGAGAACAGACACCAACGGCAGAGUGUACUUCGUUCAUCAUCCAACUAGGUCCACACAGUGGGAAGAUCCCAGAACACAAGGGUUGCUGAAUGACAAACCUUUGCCCGAGGGCUGGGAGAUGAGGUUCACUGUGGACGGUAUUCCCUACUUCGUAGAUCACAACAGGCGAACCACAACCUAUAUCGACCCUCGCACGGGGAAGUCUUCACUUGAAAAUGGGCCACAGAUAACCUAUGUCAGGGAUUUCAAAGCCAAAGUGCAAUAUUUCCGUUUCUGGUGUCAGCAACUGUCGAUGCCUCAGCACAUUAAGAUUACCGUCUCCCGAAAAACCUUAUUUGAGGAUUCCUUCCAGCAGAUCAUGAGCUUCCACCCUCAAGAUUUAAGACGGAGACUGUGGAUCAUUUUCCCCGGGGAGGAGGGCUUGGAUUAUGGAGGUGUGGCCAGGGAAUGGUUUUUCCUGUUGUCUCAUGAGGUACUCAACCCUAUGUACUGUUUGUUCGAGUAUGCGGGCAAGGACAACUACUGCCUGCAGAUAAACCCUGCCUCUUACAUCAAUCCUGAUCACCUCAAGUACUUCAAAUUCAUAGGGCGCUUCAUUGCUAUGGCCUUAUUCCAUGGCAAAUUCAUUGACACCGGGUUCUCCCUCCCUUUCUACAAGCGCAUCCUAAAUAAACCUCUGGCUCUCAAAGACUUGGAGUCCAUAGAUCCAGAGUUUUACAACUCACUCAUCUGGAUCAAGGAUAAUAACAUAGAGGAGUGUGGUCUGGAGAUGUUCUUCUCGGUUGACAAAGAGAUCUUGGGAGAAGUCACCACCCAUGAACUGAAACCUGAUGGAGGGAACAUUCAAGUAACUGAGGAGAACAAAGAGGAAUACAUCAGGCUGGUGGCAGAGUGGAGGUUGUCUAGAGGUGUGGAGGAGCAGACGCAAGCAUUUUUUGAGGGCUUCAAUGAAGUUCUGCCCCAGCAAUACCUUCAGUACUUUGAUGCAAAAGAAUUAGAGGUGAUGCUGUGUGGGAUGCAGGAAAUAGACCUGGUGGACUGGCAGAGAAACACAAUUUAUAGACAUUAUGCCCGCAGUAGCAAGCAGAUUCUUUGGUUCUGGCAGUUUGUAAAGGAGAUGGACAAUGAGAAGAGGAUGAGACUGCUGCAGUUUGUUACAGGAACCUGUCGGCUUCCUGUUGGUGGCUUUGCCGACCUGAUGGGAAGCAACGGCCCCCAGAAGUUCUGCAUUGAGAAAGUGGGAAAAGAGAACUGGCUUCCACGAAGCCACACAUGCUUUAAUCGUCUCGACCUCCCUCCUUACAAGAGCUAUGAGCAACUGAAGGAGAAGCUGAUGUUUGCCAUAGAAGAGACAGAAGGCUUUGGACAGGAGUGAUGAAAUUGGUAUAAGCUGCUGGUGGGGCUGAGGGGGAUAUUUUAAUUUCAGGAACGCUUUUCACAUGCAACCAGGAGCUCCUUAUAAACCGCUGGUCACAUUGGUUCAUCUCUCUCACAUUAACACAUGCAGCAAAGGUAGUUUUUAGGCUAUUUCUAAUAUAAUAUUCUGCUGCAUUUGUUUCAACGGUGUCUGGUAACACAUCAACAAACUGUUUUAAUUCUCGUGAAUGUACAGUUCCUCAGUCAUCUCUGCUCAGCCCAAUGGACCAGAAGAAACGCCUUUCUCACGCUGUCGUGUCUGCACUCGCUUUGUGUUGUGCUAGCCGAGUUUCUACACGCACCUCUCUGGAUCUGUGCAGUAGUCCUUUCCUAAGAGCCCCGCUAUGCACUAGAAUUUAUAAUCUAGACCUGUGCACAUACAGUAUUUAUGCAUUGGACUCAAUGCACAUGAAGGUUUUGGUCUGGACAUUUAGUCUUGUUUCAUUUUGAGAAAGGAAAGAUGAGUCUGACUUUUUUCACUCUGACAUUUACAGGUUUUCUUAAUUUAAUAAGAAAAUUUAAAUAGUUUGCACACAGGUAUUUGAGCAGAGAAACGACUGUGAUUGUUCUGAAGAGAGCGUGUAUUUUUAUGUGCAAUAGUUUUGUAGAAAAGAUUUCAGCCAGUACUAGAACCAGUAAUUUGUCAUUUUUAAAUUCCCAAUGUGAAGUAGAUUACAAAUGCUGUGCGCUGGCUGUGAUUUAACUCAACCUUAUUUUCCAAAAGUCUAAUGUGGAGAGAGUUUUUCCCCUGGAUAUUUUUAGCUGUUACUAAUGAAGUGGGAGUAAUAGGAUAUAUUAUUUAAUAUAGAAUACAUAUUGAGGUGGCAGUUUUGAAAUAAAAUGGUCAUUUUUGAGUAAUAUUCUUAAUAUUAACCCAUUCCCACUGAAUUGUAAUUAGUUAUUGUGUAAAUAUCCUAAGUUAAGUGUAAUUCUAGAUAACUAAUGAAGAUGGUGAAUCAUAACUGUUAUUUGUGUGAAAUGUUCAAUGCAGUUCAUGUACAAAUACUAACAUGGAAGAAAAAUGUCAUUAAUGUUGCAAAUAAUUCACCUAAGCAGUUUAGCCUUUUGUGUUUAUAAUUAAUAUUUUAGUUAAUGCAAUAGAGUGGCCCUAGUUUUAUAGGGUGUUAGUUGUUCAAAUUUGUAAAGUUCAAUGUUUCUUUUAAUUACAGGAUUCUUUAAAGAAAAAUAACAGUAAAACCAAUCAACCAAAGGAUUUUUUAAAUUAUUUUUUAAAAAAACAUUUAAAUUAAGAAUUGCAUGAGCAACAUAAUCAGUUCUUAAUACCCUCUUUACAUAAUUUACACAUUUUUGAAACGCAAAAUUGAGUAAAAAUUAGUUAUUAAUUAAUUGAGUAUGAGUACAGAAUUUAUUCCUAAUCUUGUUUAAAAAAAAUCUUACUGUGGGUUUGAAAUUUGAUUUAAUAAGGUUAUACAAAAGGCUGUAUUACCUGUGCUCUUAAUGAGUGUGUAUUGGGUAUUGUUGCUUAGUAUCAUCAGAGCCAUAUACAUAAAUUGUGACGUGCUAUUUUUAAGCAGUAACUGUCCAAGCAGCAAGCUUUGUAAUGUGUGGUAUCCUUACAUCAUGAUAAAGUCAGUGUGCACUACUGAACCUUUGUAGUUUCAUUUUACAUUUCGGCAGGUUUUAACUUUCCAGUACAGCAUAAAGGGAAGAUGUAAGCCAUGCAGCUGUGUUUCAUUUAUAGUGCUGGUAUUGGUGAUUGCUGGUUCUUCUCACUGACCUGAGCUCUUCCCCAGUGAAAUUGUUUUUGUUUUGAACUGUCCUCAGUACCUAUUACUACUAAUUUUACUGAUUAUAAUGACUUUACGUUAACUGAAUUUGACAGUUGUUUCACAUUUGGACUUUCUUAAUAGCAGCAGUUCAGUUUAUACCUUUAUCUAUAUAAGGCUCAGUUUGUUGUUAAAGAAAAUUGUGACGAGAUAAUUAUUGUAAAAUAAACGAACCUUGAUACUGUAGUAAAGGUUUUGUGAUGUUUACUGUUGAACUUUUUUUGACGGAUUCUAACUAAUAAUGGCACCUUGACACUUAAAAUUAACCACGUCACUGUUAAAUCACUGUGUUCCAGAUUAUGGGGCAGUUAAAUAAUAUAGAAAUAUGCAAAGAUAAUGCUUUACUUCUUCUUCUGAUUGCAUUGUAAAUCCUGUUGAUAGUGUAAUCACUGUUUUAAGACUUCGAACCAUUUUAAUAAGUGGAAAUGGUUGGUUCUUUUUUUGAACACUAUUUAUUUGGAGAAUGUAUUUCAUGUAACAGUGUACUAAAUUGAGGAAAAUAAAUAAAACACUGGCAUCUAGCAGGAUGCUUGGGAAGUGUAACGAA